AUGGAGGAGGAAGAAAAGAUCCAUACUGGGGCUACGCAUUGUGCCAUGGAUGCAUUUGAGGAAGGCCUUAGGGAGAGCAUAUCAGAUACUGGUGGACUUGUUUUACAUGUAUCCGAUGAUUAUAAGGUUUUAGCCAUUUGUAUGGAGAGGAAUGAUCGAAAUGUCGAAAAAGCUCUACUAUACAGUUUGAAAACGGAUGCCUGGGUGAACAUACCGAGCCCGCCAUGGCAGUUGAAUCAAUUUUGUAUGAGCCCCCGACCUGCUAUCUUGGCUGACAACUCCUUCCAUUGGAUGAAUCCUUUGUUGUUUACAGGAAUAAGGUGUUUCGAUCUUUUCACUCAAAGGUAUUACCAGAUACCCCAUCCGGUAAAGAGAGAGAUAAACUAUACCAACUGUGAAGAUGACUCAGAAUUGACCAUUUUAGAAGGACAGUUGUGUAUCGUAACAUAUACUUUGGAGAUAUGGGUAUUAAACAAGAAGAAGAUAUCUUGGACUCGAAUUUUUCAUCAUCUCUCGGGGCAAUUGAAACAUGUUGAUUUUCAUCAUGCUAAAAUAUAUAAUUUGGGUUUCCGAGAUGAACGACGCAGUAUCAUAUUAGCAAUAGCUGACCGUACAAGAGCUCUACAAAAGGUUUUCAUCUGCUGUGAUCUACAAUCCAAACAAGCUAGGGAGAUCGAAGCCACAAAUUUACCAGAUGGUACCGAAAGGAUCAUUUCCUUUCAUCCUUGGGUCGAUUCGCUUGUCCCGUUGUAUUAG
Chenopodium quinoa (quinoa) is the source of this 756-nucleotide messenger RNA. RefSeq lists its product as uncharacterized. The transcript is spliced from 2 exons. Lineage: Eukaryota; Viridiplantae; Streptophyta; Magnoliopsida; Caryophyllales; Amaranthaceae. Bases 1 to 756 code for a protein of 251 amino acids. The record is from RefSeq and is a predicted model, not a curated record.